UGUACAUUGCAGCCUCGUUUUCAUCAUAAUCAAAUUGCAAAUGGCUGCCAUUUGUGAAGGAUGAUACACCUCCCACUAAAAAUUUUGCCGAAUUUGUGAAGUUUCGUUACUUUGAUACAUUUAUACUUUUUGAAAGGGAUUAAAGAAUAAAAUUCCAGGAUGCCUGCAGUAAAAGGAGAUGGCAUGAGAGGCUUGGCAGUCUUCAUCUCGGAUAUAAGAAACUGUAAAAGUAAAGAAGCCGAGAUAAAGAGAAUAAACAAAGAAUUGGCAAACAUUAGAUCCAAAUUUAAAGGAGACAAGACAUUAGAUGGCUACCAGAAAAAGAAGUAUGUGUGUAAGCUCCUGUUUAUAUUUCUCCUCGGACACGACAUCGACUUCGGUCACAUGGAGGCAGUUAACUUGCUCAGCUCUAAUAAAUACACUGAAAAACAGAUUGGUUACUUGUUUAUAUCUGUGCUUAUUGGAGCGACUAAUGAUUUGAUGAAGUUGGUUAUACAAGCUAUAAGGAAUGACCUUGCUAGUAGAAACCCUGUACACAUUACCCUGGCUCUACAGUGUGUGGCUAACAUUGGCAGUAGAGAGAUGGCAGAGGGUCUUAGUGUUGAUAUACCAAAACUUCUAGUCUCUGGAGACACAAUAGAUGCAGUGAAGCAGAGUGCUGCCCUGACAUUGUUACGUUUGUUGAGGUCAUCACCUGAUAUUAUACCAAUGGGAGAGUGGACAUCUAGAAUUAUACACCUACUCAAUGACCAGCAUAUGGGUGUAGUGACUGCAGCUGCAAGUUUGAUAGAAAACCUGGUGAAGAAAAAUCCAGAGGAGUACAAGGGCUGUGUCUCUCUAGCUGUAUCCAGGCUCAGUAGGAUUGUGACAUCAUCAUACACAGACUUACAGGACUACACCUACUAUUUUGUUCCAGCUCCCUGGUUAUCUGUGAAACUUCUUAGAUUGUUACAGAAUUACCCACCACCAGAGGAUCCGGCUGUAAAAACUCGGUUAACCGAGUGUUUGGAGACGAUUCUAAAUAAAGCCCAGGAGCCACCAAAGUCAAAGAAAGUUCAGCAUUCAAACGCAAAAAAUGCUGUACUGUUUGAAGCAAUUAAUUUAAUUAUACACAUGGACAGUGAUCCUAACCUUCUAGUCAGAGCAUGUAACCAAUUAGGACAGUUUUUACAACAUAGGGAAACUAAUUUAAGAUACCUUGCAUUAGAAAGUAUGUGUUUGUUAGCAACAUCAGAAUUUUCACAUGAGGCUGUCAAAAAGCACCAAGAGACAGUCAUCACAGCUUUAAAGACUGAGCGUGAUGUAAGUGUUAGACAGAGGGCUGUAGAUUUACUGUAUGCAAUGUGUGAUAGAACAAAUGCAGAGGAGAUAGUUGGUGAGAUGUUGGAGUAUCUAGAAUCAGCUGACUAUUCUAUCAGAGAGGAAAUGGUAUUAAAGGUGGCCAUAUUAGCAGAGAAGUAUGCAGUAGAUUAUACGUGGUAUGUAGAUGUGAUCCUCAACCUGAUACGUAUAGCAGGAGACUAUGUGAGCGAGGAAGUCUGGUACAGAGUUAUACAAAUUGUCAUCAACCGGGAUGAUGUACAGGGAUAUGCUGCAAAGACUGUGUUUGAGGCAUUGCAAGCCCCAGCAUGUCAUGAGAAUAUGGUAAAAGUUGGUGGCUACAUCCUUGGUGAAUUUGGUAAUUUGAUUGCAGGUGAUCCAAGAUCAAGCCCUCUAGUCCAGUUUCAACUCCUACACUCGAAAUACCACCUGUGUUCUCCAUCUACAAGGGGUCUCCUUCUUUCUACAUAUAUCAAAUUUGUCAACUUGUUCCCAGAGAUUAAAAACACAAUUCAAGACGUAUUAAAAAGUGAUAACAAUAUGCGUAAUUCCGAUGUAGAAUUACAACAAAGAAGUAUUGAGUAUUUACAACUUAGUUCUAUAGCAACUGCUGAUGUUCUGGCAACGGUAUUGGAAGAAAUGCCGCCGUUCCCAGAGCGAGAGUCGUCAAUCCUUGCUAAACUGAAGAAGAAGAAACCAUCGAGUGUACCCGAAGGUAGCGAACAGAAGGAACACACAGCGACCAAGCUUCCUCAAGCUCAGAUGUCCAAUAACGUAGAAUCUAACCCACCUACUACCAUCAAUCUAAUGUCUCAGGCUGAUGCUCUAGCGUCAGUAGACAAGCCUUUGACAGCUUUGACAGAGGUCACUUUAGCCACUGGUGAUGAGGCUGUAGGCGCUGCCAUUUGGGAUUUCACAGAAACCCCGUCAGAAACCCCGUCAGUUACUCUGACCACCUCUACAGGAAUUACUCUGGAAGGGUUUGAUAUUGGGGAGAGCAGUACAGAUGAUGUUAUGGAAAAAGGAUCCCCAGUUGGUGGCUCAGCAACAGUUGAUCUACUUGGACUUGGCACACCAACACAAACGGCACCUAGUGCAGGUGGUAACGGUGAUGGCCUACUUGUAGACAUGUUUGAUACACUGACAAGCAACAAGCCAGCACCUGCCACAAACGGCAUGGACUUGGGCGGACUCACAGGAGGAGCAGAGGAGGCUUUCAAAAGUGAUGAUUCUCUUUCCAGGUUUAUAUGUAAGAACAACGGUGUGCUGUUUGAGAAUGAUCUUCUACAAAUCGGUGUAAAGUCCGAGUAUCGUGAGGAUUUGGGCAGGUUGUGGGUGUUCUAUGGUAACAAGACAACAUUCCAACUUAAUGCAUUCUGUGUGGAUAUCAGUCAGCCUGGAGGUCUUACUGAAAGUUUGAGUAUACAACAGAAGCCAGUUGGUGGUGAGGUAGAGGCUGGAGCACAAGUUAAACAACAGUUCAAUAUGGCAUGUGUGCAAGAAUUUGAAGAUGCUCCUAUCAUGAGUAUACAGUUCUUGUAUAGUGGUGCCCAGCAGAAAAUCGCACUGAAGAUGCCAGUGGUUCUAAAUAAAUACAUCUCACCUACAGAGAUGGAUGCCAGUACUUUCUUCAACAGGUGGAAGGCACUUAGUAGCCCAAGCCAAGAAAGUCAGCAGAUAUUCAAAGCAACAUCACCCAUAGAUACAGAACAGAUAAAAACUAAGUUGAUCGGAUUCAGUGUAAGUGUUCUAGAUGGUAUAGAUCCAAACCCGGAGAACUUUGUGUCAGCCGGAGUACUACAUACUAGAAACCAGCAAGUUGGUGUUCUUGUCAGAUUGGAGCCAAAUAAACAAGCACAGAUGUACAGACUAACUGUUCGUGCAAGUAGGGACAGAGUGGCCAAAAUUUUAUGUGAUUUAUUGCAAUCACAGCUCUGAUUUGUGUGAGCACUAUGUGACAUGGACCUGUUUGUAAAACCAGGAUAGUUUGUGUCUACAAAAAAAAUGUAAUAAGGACUCGUGUAUGGAGUCUUAAAUUAACAUCAACUAAUUUAUCAACAUGGAGUAUUAAAUGCUAGGGAGUGAAACAUGUUUGAAAUCAAUUGAACAAAGUGUGACAGGGGAAGGUGCUUUAAAUGCGGCAUUUUCUCGAGAGAAACUUAAUGCAAUGAAAUGUUUCUGAAAUAGAAAUGUACUUAUUAAUUAAGAUUUUUAUCUGUUCAUUAUUUAACAUAUAUUAUAGGAUAACGUAUGUUCAUACUGAAAGUUUGCGAAACCAUAUUGUUUGAAAUAAAAAAAAAAUUCCUUUUGCAUAAAAAAAAAAAUAAUUUCAUUCAGUAAUAAUCAUUUUUUGGACGGGUUAAGUACAUGCUUUAAAGAAUGUAUAUGUUACAUUUUCAUCGUUCGCAUUCGAAAUGGGACCAUAUAUAUAGUAAUCUAGCAAGUAAUGAAAUGUUAAUAUAUAUAGGUUAGUAAUUUUUCUGGGCAGGAUGACAAUUAUUGGCAAGCUGUGAGGGGUUAGGUUUAUACAACAUAGAUGUGUGAUAAAUUUUUAGAAGAUUUAGAAUUUAUAGAAUGUAGCUUGUUGUGAGCAGGUAGAAAUUGUUCUCUUUGUAAGGAAUAUUUUUAUGUUGUGUCGACUUCUGUGCAAUUCCAUUCUCUGUUUUAUCAUAAUUCUUGUAUUGAAAUAUAUGCCCAUAUUUAUGCCAUGUUGAUACAAUUUUUUUCUGAUGCCAUUCAUCUGUUAUAGUAAGAUUUUCAGCCAUUUUAUUUUCAUUGGUGAUGUUAAAAUUGAUCUAUAUUUAGAAGAGCCUGAAGUAAAUUAAGACUUGGAUUUCAAUUAAAUAAGUUAUUUUAUACUUAUGAUGUAGCAAUUUUCAGAUAUACAAUACAGCAGAAUUGUAUAGAAUUGUAAAAUGACUGAUUUUUGAAAAUUUGAAAGGAAUAUAAACAGAUGGAUAAAAAUAUCAGUUCUUAAUGUAUGGAAGGAAUAUGGAGUCAUAAUGAGUUACAGUCAUUAAAAUGUUCAACAAUAUUCAUAUUUAAAGGGCACUUUCUGCAUUGCCAAUUUCGAUUAUUGUCCUGUGUUUUAAUUAAAUGUUUAGGUUAUGA
This is a messenger RNA of Ruditapes philippinarum (Manila clam), 4431 nucleotides long. RefSeq names its product AP-2 complex subunit alpha-2-like. The transcript has 25 exons. The coding region runs from base 160 to 3258 and encodes 1032 amino acids. Gene Ontology annotation, biological process: clathrin-dependent endocytosis; intracellular protein transport. The record is from RefSeq and is a predicted model, not a curated record. Gene Ontology annotation, cellular component: AP-2 adaptor complex; membrane coat. Lineage: Eukaryota; Metazoa; Mollusca; Bivalvia; Venerida; Veneridae. Gene Ontology annotation, molecular function: clathrin-cargo adaptor activity.